Naegleria lovaniensis is the source of this 1803-nucleotide messenger RNA. RefSeq lists its product as uncharacterized. The record is from RefSeq and is a predicted model, not a curated record. The transcript has a single exon. The coding region runs from base 1 to 1803 and encodes 600 amino acids. NCBI's taxonomy places the organism in Eukaryota, Heterolobosea, Eutetramitea, Acrasida, Naegleriidae.
AUGGCACCAACCCCUUCCUCCGCAUCUUCUUCGACAUCAUCACCUUCCUUGUGGGAAAGUAUUUUGAAUGCCUUGAAGCAACACAAGGGUCUUGCUGCCGUUCUCGGUACCACAGCUGCUUCAGUUGUUGGGUUUGUUCUCUACUCGGUCUUCUCAAAGAAUAAAUCAACGAAAAAGUUGGCCGUUAGCAUCAAGAACACUACCACAGAAAAGAAGCCAACAAAAGAAGUGGCCACAUCUGAACCUGUAGAGCCCGAAUUCAUCUUGUAUGAUGAGGCUGAUUCAGUGCCUUCAACACAAUCAUGGAAGAGUUAUUCUCAUAAAAAGAUUGGUAUUUCCUUCAAGAUGCCAACAAGAUAUGAAGUUGAAGUUCAUUCUCAAGGUCCAAUCACUACAAUCACUCUUGUAGAUACAAGUAAUAUGAAUAUGAUGAUGAUGGGAGGUGAUCCAAAUGCAACAAUGAUCACGAUUGAAGAUGUUCCUCCAGAACUUGAUAUUAAACAAUAUUUAAAGAAUAACGUUUCUGCCCUUGCUCAAACUCAAGUACCAUUCAAAGUUGAAGAAGAGAAAGAUAACGUGAAGGUUAAUGGUAUUCCAGCUUGCCAAAUGAUCUCCGAAUUGUCUGGCCAACAAAAAGUGAAAAUUUUCGCUGUUGCUUUCAAGAAUCCACUUGACUCUAGCAAAGUUUUCAUGGUUCAACAUAUUUGUACUGAUUUAAAGACAUUCAGUACCAAGAUUGAACAAACCAAGAAUCUUAUUCGUACAAUCACACUUCAAAAAGCAGAAUUGUUCGGAAAGGUUUCAUACAGAAAUGAUAAGCUUGGAUAUAUUCUUCAUUUGCCAAGUACUAGCUUCUUGGCUACCGGAAAUGCUAAUGAUCGUGCACUCUACCUCAGUGGAAAGGACGUUCAAACCUACUUGUUUAACUAUUCAAAGGAUGAGCUAAUUGAUAGAGAAAUUGUUAUCAUUUCAAACGGAUCUGUUGAUUUUGAACAAUUUGUUCAAGAACAAAAACAAUCUCAUUCAUCCAAGGAGAAGUACCACAACGUUGGACACAUGAAGAUUGGUACUUGCAAUGGAGAAAUUAUCACAUACUCUGCCAAAUGCAAUUCCUAUGUUGCAAGCGAGAAAGAAAAGGCAGAUAUUCAACAUGUUUAUGACUUUAUUGAAGUUUAUUUCCAACGUGGAUCAACAGUUUACACUAUUUUGGGAAGAUCAUUACCACAAGUUAGUGAGAAGUUUAAUGUUGAAUUUGUUACCAUGAUCAAGAAGAUGAAACUCUUCGAUGAAGUUGAUCCUGCCGGCACUGAACAUUUAAUUUACGAGAAUAGCGAAUUCAAUUUUAAGAUUUCCCAACCAGUGAGCUUGCAAUCCAUUGUCAAGGAAAAUAGCUCUGAUAAUCCAGUAGUGACACUUUUGACUCAAGGCGAUGAAAGUAGCCUUCCUUUGGAAACAUUGGUUACCAUUGCCGAGCCAAAUCAAAUGAUGCCUGUUUCUGACUUGGACAGUUUGGUUCAACUUGUUAAGGCUGAAUUACAAAUGGUUCAAUUAUAUUCUGGUGGUGCCCCAGUAGAAAUUAAGAGAGAUGAAAUUAUCAAACUCAAAGAUGGUAGCGACGCUUUCUCUAUGGUCUAUGUCAUGGUAGAUGGUAUGACUGGUGAAAAUUUGGUCAUGCAUCAAACCGGAUUGUUGUUGCCUUCUAAAAAGAUUGCCUCUAUCAAGAGUUACACGUAUCAACCCAUGUAUAAUGAAAACGUCAAGCACCUUUUCGAUGAAAUCCAUUCAUCAUUCCGCAGCAAGUAA